Molecule: messenger RNA, 732 nt
Organism: Postia placenta MAD-698-R-SB12
Lineage: Eukaryota; Fungi; Basidiomycota; Agaricomycetes; Polyporales; Adustoporiaceae
Exons: 7
Coding region: 1-732 (243 amino acids)
Biological process (GO): Golgi vesicle transport
Cellular component (GO): membrane
Source: RefSeq, a predicted model, not a curated record
AUGUCGAUAGACCCAUAUCACGCUGUACAGCAGGAGAUUCAGGCAUCUCUGCAGACAGCGUCGACGCUGCGUGCAUCAUAUCUCCGAAUUCGCAGCACCGCCCGGGAUGACAGUGAGGAGCUGGUCUGGGCGAGAAAUGAACUCAAGGCAACUCUCGCAGCCUUAGAUGCCGACCUUGAAGAUCUAGAGGAAAGCGUCAGGGUCGUGGAGUCGACGGGUGCCCGAAUGUUCGGACUCGAAGAAGCAGAAGUGAUGGACAGGAGGCGUUACGUUGGCCACGUACGGCAUGAAAUAGAGACUAUGAGAACCGAAGUGGACUCGGAUGCUUCCGAGAGUCGACCGCGUCCGCGGUCACAAAUAGGUGUACCAUCCGGUCUGUCGUAUACUGGCAGCCGCCCAGUCACACCGUUGAAUGGCGAUGAUCAGGCCGAGUGGGCGCAGCAAGAGCAGGAGAUGAUCAUCCGGCAACAAGAUCAGACUAUUGAUUCUAUAGCCGGGACCCUGACUACAAUCGCCGAACAGGCUGGGCUCAUGGGCCGCGAGAUUGAGGAGCACAAUGAAAUGCUCGACGACGUCGAGAGGGGCGUAGACCGGUCAGAUGCCAAACUCGGCGCCGCAAUGCAGAAAAUGAGGAAAUUCAUCCGCCAGACGGAAGAAACGAAGUCAGGAUGGUGCAUUGUGAUACUCAUCAUUAUCCUCAUGGCGCUUCUUCUGGCGGUGAUUUUGGUGUAA